Eutrema salsugineum is the source of this 3749-nucleotide messenger RNA. RefSeq lists its product as uncharacterized. The transcript has 15 exons. The record is from RefSeq and is a predicted model, not a curated record. Gene Ontology annotation, cellular component: nucleus. Gene Ontology annotation, biological process: regulation of cell cycle. Bases 89 to 3652 code for a protein of 1187 amino acids. Gene Ontology annotation, molecular function: protein binding. NCBI's taxonomy places the organism in Eukaryota, Viridiplantae, Streptophyta, Magnoliopsida, Brassicales, Brassicaceae.
UAUCCCUCGCAAUUCUUCGGUGUAUCUCCGAUCUCCGGCGUAGCGAUUUCUUCUCCCUCGCAAUUCUUCGGUGUGUUUCAGACUUUAAAUGGCGAGUCCAAGUGCCGUCCCUGAAGAUAGAAAGUCCGAUGACCUCGAAAUCGUCUCAGUCGGAGCUCUCUAUAGCGGCUCCUGGGACAAGAAGUACUGGAGUUCAUCUAGGGGAAAAGAUCGUUUCCCUUAUCCUGUAGGCUACAAAGCUGUUCGAGCUCAAAAUGGGAACACAUAUUAUAUGGAAAUUGAAGAAGGUGCCAAAGGACCUUUAUUUCUGAUUAGAUAUUUGGCUGAAUCAUGGACGGGUCAGACCCCAGAUAUUGCAUGGGGAAAGUUCCAGAAGACAGGCUUCUCCCACUUAAAAGUAUGGCAUGGAAAACGAUUUACAUGUAAGAUGGACGGAAUGGAGUUUUUUGGCUUCAAAAACCCAUUGGUUCAGAGAUUGCUCCGGGAACUUGUGACAGAUUCCCACGGAAUGGUAGAAUCUAGCUCCAGAAGUAGGGCCUCUAAAAUCCGGGUCGACGAUGAACGACCAGUAAUGUGUGAAAAUCCAAACUUAUUAUGCUAUCUGGAUAUGCCAGUGGCUAGAAAGAAACGAAGUAGAAAAUCAGAAAUAGUAUACCAGAAUUCAGUUGUUAAAGAUGGCCAGAAAAAGCCAAGAUUCCAAGAGUCAUCUUAUGGUGCCGACAUUCUAAAUUCAGCACCUGUGUCAAUCUGCUUAGCAAAAGGAGAACUGGAGAUAGUUGGCCUUGAAGCAGCACCACCAAGGCAGUUUCAUUCUAGUCAAGCUACUAUCGAGAAUUCAUAUCUACCAUCGGAAAAUUCUCCAGAAGUAAAAGUAGUCGUACCUAUCCAAGAAACAGGCCAGAUUACUGACAGUUGUAAAUCAAAGCCAUUAUCCAACAUUACUGAAGAGCUUCAUGGGUUGGAAGAAAAGGAAUACAAACCCAACGCAGAUAUUUUUCUGCAUGAGAGUCAAGAUAUGACUGGUUCCAAUCUUUGUGCACCCGAUACCUUGGAGUUCGUGCAAGAUAACAACAUAAGUUCUACUACAGUAAUGGAUGAUAAUACAAGUUGCGAGCAAAAAAGAGAAUUGACCCUUGCUGACAUGGUAGUCAAUGAAGAGCAUUCAGCUGAACCAAAUGCAGAAGAUUUAGCUGAUUCAGCUGACCAGGAAACUGCCAAAUCAAUGAUCUCAAUUUUACUUCCUCGAGCAAUUCCACUGUUAAAGAAGGCCUCAGGCAAGAAGCCCCAACAAAAUGAUAUUUCAGGAACACUGUCUUCCAGAUUAAAUCUUUCUGACAACUGCAAAACGAGCCAACUUGAGGACGCAUCAGGAGCUGCUGUGUCACUGUCGACAAGAACAUGCAGUGGGGAUGAUGAUAACAUGCAACACGUUGCUAUGGAUCAGGAUUUUACAAGUAAUGUGUCCAUUGCUCCGGACAGUUUUGAUGAGUCUCACUUGGAUGUUCCUGGGAAUGGUCAUACCAUUUCUUACAAGGAAGUCGAUCCAGCAGAUCUUCCCAUAAUGCCCAUAGCCAAGGAACAUGUUGCAAUAGUAAAAUGCAAAUCUAUCAGCUCUUUGGAAGAAAAUAAUCAAGACGGAUCUGUGAAGAAGUCCAUGUCAAUACCACACUACACCAGUUCAACUAGCAGGAUUUUAGACCAAGAAUCUGAGGAACUCUGUGCAGCAAAAGGAAACUUAAUGCAAACAGAACACCACUUCGAAAACAAGGAACCAAAGAGUAUAUCCUGUUCUACUGAAGGUGAUGGCUUUAUGGCUGGCUCAACCCCUACUGAAGUUGGUUCUAUCAGAAUAGAAAAACAUAAGGUGUAUAGGAGGAAAAGAGUCUCGACCAAUCAAAAGCGAAGAAACGGAAACUCAUCCUCUGAAAGUAUAAACAUUUGCAGAAAUACUGGAGAUGAUGAUUCCAUAAGCAAAAUGUCUCCGAUUAAAGCCCCACGUAUCUUGGAGCCUCUGCCUACCUUGUCUACCAGCUCAUUAUCAGAUAGAACAAAUGGAAGCGGUCAUUUGACAGAACAAUACCAGGGUCAUGAGUUGAUGAAGGUGAAUAACAAGCAAUUCACCAAUGUAUUAAGCAAUGAAGCGUGUGUGGUACCACAAGAGUUUAGGCCAACUCAUGGUUUUGGAAAUGCGACUAUAUCAUCAUCCUCACUUCCAGCGUCAAAAGUUGAGAAUGUUCAAGCCCAUAUUGGUGAGGCGUUGGGCAUCCAAGUCUCUGAACCUUCUUCUACAAAGUCUCCGAAUAAGGAAAAUACCAGCGAGAAUAGCAUCUCUAAUGUGCCGGAAUUUCCAGUUAAUUCGAAUUUAAAGCUCAACAGAGAUGUAAAGAUCAACAAUGAGAUGGAAAAAACUGUUGAGCUGCUUGGCUACUACUUUCAUCCCAUGCCUGUUUCAACAGUAUCACUUCAGUAUGUUGGUAAUGAAAUCUAUAUUUGUGUAUUGAGCUUUGCUACAGAGGAUAGAGUUAGCACCCUGUUUAUGUACAAGAUAUCAGCUAAAUCACCAACCAGAGGAUUCCCCUCUGUCGUUGGUCACACACCUGCCAUACUCCCCAUCGUGGAUGAUAAAUCUGGUAGAAAUAGAACACUCGAGAGAUCUUAUUUGCACUUCACUCCGGACGGGCAGCAUCUUAUUUUUACUGGCAAUAUCAAAACACCUUAUUGCAGGCAGAGAGAAAUUGAUUGCUUGUGUUUGACUUGUACAUCAGCCUCCUUUGAGGAGAAUGCAGUGAGAAUUGUCGAGGUGAAAGCGGGUUAUGUUUCUCUUGUGACAAAACUUCAAGCAGUUGACAGUGUACAGUGCGUGGUGGUGUGCGAUCCUAACUAUCUCAUUGCUGUUGUCAAAAGUGGAAACCUUAUUGCCUGGGCCAUGAACUCGGAUUGGAGAGGUUCUACCGAAGAAUUCGUUAUACUCGCAAAUCCUUGCAUAUCUUCAUGCAUCGUGGAACUGAAGAAGAUCCCAAAAUGUCCUCAUCUCAUUAUUGGGCAUAAUGGUAUUGGAGAAUUUACAAUAUGGGAUAUCUCAAAGCGAAGCCUAGUAUCAAGAUUUGUAUCUCCCAGCAAUUUGAUAUUUGAGUUCAUCCCAACCAGCUUGUUUGCGUGGCACACUGUACAUAAUCAUUCUACCAUCGAGGAUCACGUUGACGUGAUAUUAGCUGCAACAAAACUGUGGUUCUCAAAAGGGGUCAACAACAAAACAUUGGUCCCAGCUGAAGUCGAAGACACUGCCAUCUGGCUUUUAGUCUCGACCGACCCUGACCCAGACGCUAUAUGUGACCGUGUAGAAAGUCCAGCUAGAUGUUGGAGACUGGCUCUGCUUGUGAGAAACCAAGUCAUAUUGGGAAGUCAACUGGACCCGAGGGCUGAUGUAGCCGGCACAGUAUCUGGUCACGGAGUAGCAGGAACACUUGAUGGACAUGUGUACAUGUGGGACUUGUCGACCGGCACCAAACUCGGCUCUCUCCAUGAUUUCAAAGGUCAAGGAGUUUCGUGCAUAAGUUCAGAUGAUUCUGGAAAUAUAUGUAUAGCAAGUGAGGAUGGUCAGCUUUUGGUUUAUUGCCAUCCCGCAAAGGAAACUCAAAAUCAAGAAGGGUAAUAAAAUUUGACUUGGAAAGAAGAAUUGUAGAAAUGUAAGAGGAUGAAUGAAAGUAGAUCUUAUGUAUAUUCGUUGUUCUUUGAUAAUUUAUUUUAAA